GUUGCGCUCCGCUUCUCUGCUGCCCUCUUCUGGCUCGGUUCCGCUAGGGGCCUCGCUGUUUUUAGAUUGUUCCGUUUGGUCAGCUUCGGCUUGGUAUGGCGGUGCGUGCGGCUGCGGGAUCGCCCGCGCAGGGCCUUUUCCUUCUCGUGGUUUGGCCCUAGCAGUCGGGUGGGGCGGCGCAGACCCAUCUGGCGUACCGGAGACUGCGGCCCGGCGUCCCGCCUACGCACCCUGGCAGCCCGGCGUACGGCUGGCUCGCGGGCCUCCGACGACCCUGCGGGCCAGCUCGGUCUCCGAGGCCAUGUGGCCCGGGCCCAGCGCUUCCGGUUCUCGAGGGAGACGGGCUCGGGAGCUGAGGGUGCUGUGCUGGAGAUCCGCGUCCCGCAGGUCCUGCAUCUCCAGUAUGGCAUGUACGUCUGGCCUUGUGCUGUGGUCCUGGCCCAGUACCUCUGGUUUCACAGAAGAGCUCUGCCGGGCAAGGCUGUGUUAGAGAUUGGAGCUGGAGUGAGCCUUCCAGGAAUCUUGGCUGCAAAAUGUGGUGCUGAAGUGAUACUAUCGGACAGUUCAGAGUUGCCUCACUGUCUAGAAAUCUGUCGGCAAAGCUGCCAGAUGAAUAACCUGCCACAGGUGGAUGUUGUAGGGCUGACUUGGGGUCACAUAUCUUGGGAUCUUUUGACUCUACCACCACAAGAUAUUAUUCUUGCGUCUGAUGUGUUCUUUGAGCCAGAAGAUUUUGAAGACAUUUUAAGUACAGUGUACUUUUUGAUGCAGAAGAACCCCAAGGUUCAGUUGUGGUCUACCUAUCAGGUUAGAAGUGCCAACUGGUCCCUUGAAGGUCUGCUCUACAAGUGGGAUAUGAACUGUGUCCAUGUUCCUCUGGAGUCCUUUGAUGCAGAUAAGGAAGAUAUAGCAGAAUCUGCACUUCCAGGAAGACAUACUAUUGAAAUGCUAGUCAUCUCCUUUGGAAAGGGUCUCUGAAUUAUACCCAUAAGCAGUUACCGGAUGUCAAUACCAGAAUCAGGCCACUUUAGCUUCCUGGGAAAAUAGAAUGAGCUUGAAGAUGGACAGAUCUGCUGGUCUUGGACUGUGUCAACUAGACAGCACUAAUGGGAUAACAUCAACCAUUCAAACAAUUAAAGCACAAAGUGUAGUAAGAA
Messenger RNA from Chinchilla lanigera (long-tailed chinchilla), 1157 nucleotides. RefSeq names its product methyltransferase like 23 (gene Mettl23). The coding region runs from base 409 to 978 and encodes 189 amino acids. The record is from RefSeq and is a predicted model, not a curated record. Gene Ontology annotation, cellular component: cytoplasm; nucleus. The transcript is spliced from 5 exons. NCBI's taxonomy places the organism in Eukaryota, Metazoa, Chordata, Mammalia, Rodentia, Chinchillidae.